AGGUCCAUGUGUUGUGUACUCUUCUGUUUGCGUAGUGCUAGAGGAGUGGGUGGGAAAGAGAAGCAAGAUGACACAUUCGGCUUGCUAUUCGCUACAAUUACGAGCAUCAGUAUCAGUAAAGCUUUCUCUCUCGGCGCUAAAGUCAAUUGAAUCAACUCAGUAAUGGGUAUCAAGGGUUUAACAAAGCUGUUGGCGGACAAUGUACCAAAAGCCAUGAAAGAGCAGAAAUUCGAGAGCUACUUCGGCCGCAAGAUUGCUAUCGAUGCCGGCAUGAGCAUUUACAGUUCCUUAUUGUAGUCGGAAGAAGUGGAACUGAAAUGCUGACUAAUGAGGCUGGUGAAAUCACCAGUCAUUGGCAAGGGAUGUUUAAUCGCGCUAUUAGGUUUCUCGAGGCUGGAAUUAAGCCCCUCUAUGUUUUUGAUGGAAAGCCUCUAGAUUUGAAAAAACAAGAGCUUGCUAAGCGAUACUCAAAGCGUGCUGAUGCUACUGAGGAAUUGGCUGCAGCUGUCGAGCAACUUGUGGUCAUCAAUAGGCUGAUGCUUGGGAAAUGCUAUUUUGUCUAUAAGCCCCUUCUGAAGCAGAAGCACAGUGUGCUGCACUUUGCAAAUCAGGAAAGGUCCAUGCAGUGGCUUCUGAAGAUAUGGAUUCUCUAACUUUUGAAGCCCCCAGAUAAAAGGUUUUAAUGUUGACAAACAAGUUGUGUGGCACUCUAAUAUACCCAACAAAAAAAGAAAAAAGAAAAAGAAAAACCUAAAU
This is a messenger RNA of Populus euphratica (Euphrates poplar), 756 nucleotides long. RefSeq names its product flap endonuclease 1-A-like. NCBI's taxonomy places the organism in Eukaryota, Viridiplantae, Streptophyta, Magnoliopsida, Malpighiales, Salicaceae. The record is from RefSeq and is a predicted model, not a curated record. The transcript is spliced from 8 exons. Gene Ontology annotation, molecular function: 5'-flap endonuclease activity; 5'-3' exonuclease activity. Bases 318 to 653 code for a protein of 111 amino acids.